CACCACCGGAUGACAGUGCACAUCUGCCAUCAUCAAUUGGACCUGUGAGGACACGACGUCGAGGUUCAAAAGAAGGAGACUUGGUUGUUACAAGGGCAAAACCUCUCUGUACGGUCCAGCAGCUGAAGGAAGAAUGCAAAUCUCGGGGGUUAAAGUGUACAGGUUUGAAAAAGGAGUUGAUAGACCGGCUUGCGCAACACGGCUUUGCUUUGCUGAGUAACAUGCCCCAGUCAUCACGACAAGUCUCUGGCCCAUCGGCACCUACUAUUUCACUCUGCACGACAUUCACAUCCCCACAAGUCCCCGCAUUUCAAGAGGUCGAUGACGAUUCUGAUCUGAUUCAGGCUGCCAGAUCUCUCGAUUCAGACCAGGUGGUUAAGGAUGCGGCAGAGCUGAUGGAGUCUUUUGAAGAAGGGUUCGGUCUUAGGCAUGGUCAUGGAGAUGAGUGCGAUGAAGAUGAAGCCGGUGACAUAGAGAUAGGCGAGGCUGAGACUAGUGAGGAAUGUAGUGACAAUGUAGCAAGAGUAAGAGCAACCAGUAGCAUUGGCACCAUGAGUUUUCAGCCCCCAGCAGCAGCCCAAGCCACAGGAUGGGCUGAUGAGUACAUUCUGCAGACACGACGGAAAAGUGGGCGGGUUACUGAGCAGGCAGUCAUCGCUCAGUGGAAGCAAUGGAUCCCCCAAGCCAUCCAUGAUGGACUUGUACACGACGAUAUUGUUGAUGCAAAUUUAAUUAUUCAUUACCUCAAAUACGCUGCAAUGCGACAACUUCUCAUGAAGCGGGGAGCACCAAAACAGACUAACGAAAGACUCUCAGCGUCUUCCCUCAAGAAGAUCAUGACAAUGCUUGGUUGGGUUCGUGGUCGACAGGAGGACGACAACCCUGACUUGAAGCAUAGUCAUCCGGCUUCAAAUUCUCGAACUGUUGAAUUCUACAAGGCCGUAAUGAUCCAGGCACAACGACACCGUCUUCAGACCGAAGAUUUUGACAUCGCAAAGAACACGAUUCUAGACCAGGAGCUUCGGCCAGACCAGUUCAGCGAGAUUACAGCUGCGAUUUUUAGCCAGAAUCAAGUCCCAACCAUUAUCAAGUCGCAUUUUGCAUGGACUUGGCAAGCAACAACCCUCAACCGUGGAGACGAGGUGAUCAACCUGCCCAUGUCAUGUCUGCAGCCCUACCAUGUCAACAUCCCGGACUUCCGAUUCUCAAACGGACAGGUAUCUGGUCAAGGACAUCAAUUAU
This is a messenger RNA of Desarmillaria tabescens, 1242 nucleotides long. RefSeq lists its product as uncharacterized. Lineage: Eukaryota; Fungi; Basidiomycota; Agaricomycetes; Agaricales; Physalacriaceae. The transcript is spliced from 7 exons. The annotation marks the transcript as partial. The record is from RefSeq and is a predicted model, not a curated record.